Molecule: messenger RNA, 1285 nt
Organism: Odobenus rosmarus divergens (Pacific walrus)
Lineage: Eukaryota; Metazoa; Chordata; Mammalia; Carnivora; Odobenidae
Gene: RPA2
Product: replication protein A2, 32kDa
Biological process (GO): double-strand break repair via homologous recombination; nucleotide-excision repair; DNA replication
Cellular component (GO): DNA replication factor A complex; site of double-strand break; chromosome, telomeric region
Molecular function (GO): DNA binding
Source: RefSeq, a predicted model, not a curated record
AUGGCCAAAGAAGACAGGAAAAAGCGUAGAGUUCGUGAGCAUUGACUGGCUGAGGCAAGAAGCGUUCCGGACCUGACUGGUUCCGCCGUUCGCGGGAAGGAGUUUGUGGCACCAGCGGGAAGUAGAUUUAACACUGCGGCCGCAGCAGGGUUCUGAGGAGUUCGACGAACCCACCAGACAGGCGUCUUCUGGACUUCUUUCCUGAGGGUCGGGACCAAGAUGUGGUUUAGUGGAUCUGAAAGCUACAGCAGCUCCUCCUUUGGCGGAGCGGGCGGCUACACGCAGUCCCCCGGGGGCUUUGGAUCGCCGACGCCUUCGCAGGUUGAAAAGAAAUCAAGGGCCCGAGCCCAGCACAUUGUACCCUGUACCAUAUCUCAGCUGCUUUCUGCCACUCUGGUUGAUGAAAUGUUCAAAAUUGGGAAUGUUGAGAUUUCACAGGUCACUAUUGUGGGUAUAAUCAGACAUGCAGAAAAGGCCCCAACCAACAUUGUGUACAAAAUAGAUGACAUGACAGCUGCGCCCAUGGAUGUUCGCCAGUGGGUUGACACAGAUGAUGCCAGCAGUGAAAACACAGUGGUUCCUCCAGAGACAUACGUGAAAGUAGCUGGCCAUCUGAGAUCUUUUCAGAACAAAAAAAGCCUUGUAGCCUUUAAGAUCAUGCCUCUGGAGGAUAUGAAUGAGUUCACCACACAUAUUCUGGAAGUUGUCAAUGCACACAUGAUCCUGAGCAAAUCUAACAGCCAGCCCCCAGCAGGGAGAGCAUCUAUCAGCAUUCCAGGAAUGGGUGAAACAGGGAACUUUGGUGGGAAUAGCUCCAUGCCAGCAAAUGGCCUCACUGUGGCCCAAAACCAGGUGCUGAAUUUGAUUAAGGCUUGUCCAAGACCUGAAGGAUUAAACUUUCAUGAUCUCAAGAACCAGCUCCAACACAUGACUGUAGCCUCAAUAAAGCAAGCUGUGGAUUUUCUUAGCAACGAGGGACACAUUUAUUCCACUGUGGAUGAUGAUCAUUUUAAAUCCACAGAUGCAGACUAACUGGAUCUAAUUGAGUACCCAAGGCAUUUUCCAGCUGGACCUGUUUUCCUAAACUGUUGUCUCCAACUAUGCAUCUGUUUGGCCAAUUGAUUUCUAGGGAGUAGGUUUCAUCUAGAAAGGGUCUCAUUUAACAUCCUUUUGAAACUUACGGCUCUUCUGGCUUUUUGUUUGUUGUUAUUUUUGUUUUUUGAAGCUCAAUUUUGGGCACUUGACAAGAAUGUAAACCUGGGUGGACUUUCUUAAGUUACAAAUC